Nothoprocta perdicaria is the source of this 6879-nucleotide messenger RNA. It is a transcript of the gene ZNF654, whose product is annotated as zinc finger protein 654. NCBI's taxonomy places the organism in Eukaryota, Metazoa, Chordata, Aves, Tinamiformes, Tinamidae. Gene Ontology annotation, molecular function: DNA-binding transcription factor activity, RNA polymerase II-specific; DNA binding. The record is from RefSeq and is a predicted model, not a curated record. The transcript has 8 exons. Gene Ontology annotation, biological process: regulation of transcription by RNA polymerase II. Gene Ontology annotation, cellular component: nucleus. The coding region runs from base 258 to 3164 and encodes 968 amino acids.
UUGAAGAUUACGCUGGAAGAUGUCAGGUUCCCCUGCCUCAGCUUCAGGUGCUUCAGACAGCGCUCUGUUGUUUUACGUCUGCCUGUGUGUCGUUCCCAGCUGAAUGUGAGCACGUACAAUACGUUCUGAGUAGCCUAGCUCUGAGUUUUUUUGAAUUGCUGCUGUUCUUUGGAAAGGAUGAGUUUUAUGAAGAUCCUUUGAAAGAUAUUUUAGGUUCGAUUCAGGAAUGUCAGAAUCUUCUACAUAAAUACAGAAAUAUGAACCUGGAGUUAGUAACUCGAAUCAUCCGAGAUGGCGGACCAUGGGAAGAUCCUGUAUUACAAGCAAUUCUUAAAGCAAAGCCUGUAUCACAGGAAUUAGUUAACAAAUAUUUAAGCUCUGAAAAUCCACUGUUCUUUGAACUACGUGCCAGAUACCUUAUUGCCUGUGAACGCAUCCCUGAGGCAAUGGCUCUUAUCAAAUCUUGCAUAAAUCAUCCAGAUAUCAGUAAAGAUCUGUAUUUCCAUCAAGCUCUUUUCACCUGUCUUUAUAUGUCACCAUUAGAAGAUCAGCUAUUCCAGGAGCACUUGUUGAGGACUGAUUGCAAGAGUGGAAUUGAGAUCAUCUGCAACACUGAAAAAGAAGGGAAGACUACCUUAGCCUUACAGCUAUGUGAAUCGUUCCUAGUCCCACAGCUCCAAAAUGGGGACAUGUAUUGUAUAUGGGACCUGAUCUUCAUUUGGAGUAAAUUGCAGCUUAAAUCUAACCCAUCAAAACAAGUAUUCGUUGACCAGUGCUACCAGCUUUUAAGAAUUGCUACAAAUAUCAGAGUAAUUUUCCCUUUCAUGAAAGUCAUUAAGGAUGAAGUUGGUGAAGAUGGUCUUCAGAUAUGCGUUGAGAUAUGUGGAUGUGCCCUGCAACUGGACCUCCGUGAAGAUCCCAACAUGAAAAGUCUCAUAUAUAAAACGAUAGCUCAUUUUUUGCCAAAUGACUUGGAGAUCCUCAGAAUUUGUGCACUUUCGAUCUUUUUUCUGGAGCGCACUCUGGAAUCAUACUACACUGUUGAACAUUUGUAUAAAUGUGCAGAUGAGGAGUACAAUGAGUGCACUAGUUCAGUUCAAAACCGUGUGCGUUUUGAAUUGCUUCCAAUUUUAAAAAAAGGUCUGUUUUUUGAUCCUGAGUUUUGGAAUUUCUUGAUGAUCAAGCAGAAUUGCUUAGCCUUAUUGGGGGAUAAAGCCUUUGUUGGUUUAAGUGAAAGUACACUGGAAAACUCUACUACAAAUGCAGAGAAGAUGACAGAGUACAGGGCUUUAAGUGAAGAGCACGUUGGCUUAACGGAUGUAAGYAAUGGGGAGCUUGACACUGAAGACUUGUCUGAAGCCCAGUCCAAAGGUAAUGCCAAGAAGAACCAUGAAGCUCUGGAAGCAUCUAAAAUGUUAGAUCAUACUGUACCGAAGCACCGCUGUGUGAUAUGCAACAAGGAGUUCCUUGGUGGACACAUUGUGAGACAUGCACAAGCUCACCAGAAAAAGGGCAGUUUUUCCUGUGUACUUUGCAGCAGAAAGUUCAGACAACGAGGACUUAUGCUGAAGCACUUAAAAAAUCAUGUCAGGAAGAUAGAAAGACAACAUCUUGCAGCAAUUCAUGAGGACAGACAAGAGACUCCAGCCCUUACUGAGCAAGAAUGCUCUGAGGUUUCAGUCUCUCUUGAAAAUGGUAAUUCUGAUGGUUCUAAAGAUAAGGAACCAGUGGCUGCAAUCGUUCCAAGUGCUAAUAUGGAAGAAGAGAACACCAAACAGGUAGUUGACGUGGUAGAAAAUCAUCUAAGUGACCAGGAUGAUGCUACUGAAAACAGCAGUUGUGAUAGCUGUUUUAAUAACAUCUCUGAUGCUUUAAAUACGGAAAACUUGCCAGAAGACGAUGAAAGCUCCAGUAAAGAGUCGCCAGUCCUUCAUAAAGUAAACGGAGCUUUUGGCCCUCAGAAAGAUGGGGACGCUAUGGAUGAAGAAGGAAGCUUCAAGUGCCCUGCUAGUGGUUGUGCCAGGGUGUUUAAAAAGAUACGAUUCCUCAAUAAACAUGCAAGAAAAGCUCAUCCAACUGAUUUGAAGGUGCAGCAACAUAUAAUGAAAUGGAAUAAAGGAAAAUGUCGCUUCUGUCAGAGGAAAUUUGCUGAUUCCCAACACUUUAUAGACCACCUGAAGAGACAUGUGUAUCCGAAUGUUUACUUYUGUUUACACUUUAAUUGUAAUCAGAGAUUUAAGCUGUCAACUGAGCUGGCAGAACAUACAAAAAGUCAUAAUGUUUUUAAAGCUCAGUGCAAUUUUGCAGAGUGUUGUGAGCUGUUUGAAGAGCUCCCUUUACUAUAUGCACAUGAGGCUCAGCAUUAUUUAAAUAAAACACCAGAAGGCUCAGAAGAUGCAAGUGAAAAAGAUUCUUCAGAUGAGUCUUCAGAACCCCUUUGUAGCUACCAAGAAAGUGAUGCAUCUGUUAAUGAAACAGAAACUGUAGAUUUACCAAUUCCAACUUGGAAGUCACGGAAGGAUUCUACAGAACCAAAGACUUACAUUCAAAGUGUUGAGAAGAAAGCAAAUAACGUAAUUCAGAAUGGAAAUGAAAGCUCGUCUGAGAGUAGCGCUACAGUUUUAAACUCCGUAGACCAAAAGACACCUGUGUUACAGCCAAAUUCUGAAAACUGUAGUGGUGUUAGUGACCAAUUAGUCAACGGGCACAGUGACAUGGAGCAAACGUCAUCAAAGUCAUCAGGUACAACUUUGGACAGAGUGGCAGAUGAAACAAGGACAGAAAAUGGGUCAGUGUUACCAGUUUUACAGAACUGCCAUGAUACACCCCAAAACACUGUUGCUGCCUCGCAGUUACCUUCUAAACCAAAUCAGACAACAGAGCAUACUUCCUAUGGUGUCAUCUUAACAAAACCUUACGUUAGACCGUUGCCUCCAAGUUACCUUGAUGAACGUUACAUUAGCAUGCCAAAACGUAGAAAACUUUUGACUGAUAAAGCAGACCCUCAUUCUGAGCAAGAUAAAGUUUGUAGCAAAUCAUCAGAAAGAUUAAGAUGUGGCAACUGCUUGACCAUCUACUGUAACUCGGAAGCACUUGAGGCUCACAUUGCACAAAAGAAGUGUCAGACGCUCUUUGGAUUUGAUUCAGAUGAUGAAAGUGCCUGAUCACAUGUUGUGGGAAAAUGUCACAUGAAGAGUGGUGUACGCAAACACUACAUGAAGAAGCAUCAGUUUUUCCCAGUUGGCCUUAAUCAUGAAGCAGUCCCAAAUUACUAAAGAGAAACACGACCUUGAUAAAGACAAAGCACAUUUUCUAGAUAGAGCUCACAGAGGAAUAACAGGACCUGUGCAGGUUUUGAGUCCAGAAAGGUUGCUACAAAAUCCCCAAAGUACCAGUAAUCCCAAAAGCCAUGUGAAUUUUAAGGGUGUGAUUGAAGCUUAGCGGCACAGUCUUUUUUAACAUGAAAGUUUAAGGAAAAUAAUGCACUCAGUUGAGCAGACAGAGAGCAUCUAUGGUAAUUGCCUUAUGGGAAGAAAACAGCUAAUACUUUAAGCUGCUUUAAUGAGAAAACAGUUUUUAUUUGUGGUUUAACARUUUUUCAUUGUGGCUUAAAUCAUCACAGUAUUUAUGAUGCAAGGCAUGUAUAGAGGAACCAGGCAUUCUUUUUUUUCAGUAUUUGAAUAUGUGAUUCCAUUUUCUGAAAAAAAGAAAAAGGCACUCCUUAAAUACAUUCGUACUGAGAAACCAGGAAGAGAAAUAUAGAGACACAUCUAAGAAAGAGAAUGCAGCUCUAAUAGCCAAAAUGUACAAAUUAUGCAAGACCAAGUGUCUUGGUAGGAUACUGUGUGUAAGCUAUGCACAGUAGAAAUUUGAUGCAUACAAAAGAAGUCCUUUUGAAAGCUAUGGUAAAAAUACAUAUCAAGACUGUUGCAAAGUGUCAUGUAGAACCAUCUGUUUUAGGUGCAGGAAGACCAAUGCAAGUACAUUGCACAAGUUGUGUGGAUAUUAACAGAAGCAGACUGAAGCAAAUGCAAAUCAUGAAGAGGGGCAGAGUUGAGCUAAUACCGUGAAACAGAGGGAGGGCUUUCAGCAGUUUGUGUGACCAAAUAGAAUUUGAAAAACAGCUUUGUGGAGAAGUGGAGGGGUGAAAAUCUUAAUGAAGACAGACAAAAGCAGUGCACAUAUUGAAUUAGAAAUACCAGUUUGGAAGGACAGGCUGUUUCACCCAUGUGAUAUUGCUUAGGGGUGGUGGAUCACAACUCCAUGCUGUAAGUAAUUACCUUCAGUAUAAAGGAAGGAGAAAACACGCCACAGUUCAGCCUUAAGAAGUAUUACAACCUUAUGUAGUAUCAUCUCUUGAAAAGGUAGUCCCUGACAGGACUUAAGUGCUAAGCAUUUUAUCCAACAAGUUGGCUGUGGAUAAAAAGAAAUAGAGUUUGGGGAGAUAAGAAAUUCCAGUCUGUUACUUCUGUAUAUCACAUUAAAAGACAAGAUGUCAAGAAGCUGUUGUAGUUUUUGGUCUUCUGAUUCUAAAUAGAAGUGUGGCAAGUAAACAUUGUCUAUUUGCUGUGCUCAUUUACCCUCUUAAUAACUAUAUUAUACUGUCCGUGCAGCUUAAAUGUUGGGUCCUGCUCUCUGCCAUUAGCUGAAAGUGUUAAUGCGCUCACAGGUGCAGGAGGUAUAAUUGUGAAAAAUAACAUGUACAGAUGGAGUCAUCACAGAAAUCUAGGACAGCAAAGACCAACUGUUCCUUCUUACUGAGUAGUCCAUGAUAUUGUGUGUACGAUACAGUAAGAUUAUCUUUAAGAACUUGCUUAAAUUGACAGAUAGGUUAAAGUAAAAUCAAGAGGUACACACAAGAUCUGCUCGUUGUAGCACUGAUUCACACUUGCAAACCUAAGGAUUUCAUUGUAAAAUAGGCUGUUAACUAUUUCUGGAACUUAAACAUAGUAGCUCAGUAAUGCCUCUGCUAAUAAUCCUCUGUGAAAUCAAACAGAUACUUGCAUUAAUUCUGCUUCCUUUUCCCCUCGUAGGAGGUAAAAGAACACACUUUGAAAAUUGUACUUUUUUGAAUUCUAAAAACAAAAUGCCUUAACUUUGAGUUGGCUUAAAGUAAAAGGUUAUAAAAUUAUGAUCACAGGUAUGUGUGCAUUACAUUAAUAUCAACGACUGACCCACUUUGAAAGAUCUGUAUGACAUUUGAGGCACCAAAGAAUUUUCUUUUUGCAGUUGCAAAAAAAUUUAAACGCAACAUUGAUAUAUACAUAUAUACACACAUAUAUUUACAUAUAUAAAUACAUUAAAAGUUGCUUUAACGUGAAAUUAAGGGGGACCUUAUCAGCCAAAUGCACUUUCACUUUAGAUUUUUUUUGCUUUGAAGUUAUCAACUMAUUUUUGAGGACUCAAUUAUUAUUUUCACUGCCCUAGGCUCCCCUUUCUUUGCUUAACAUUGUUAMUCUAAUUAAAUUUGCUUAAAUACAUUUGGGAAAAGAAUAAAGGUUAAUUUUAAAGUAUCGCGUUUUUAAAAAUCUAAAACCUUGGUCAGUAGAUAUGACAAAAAUGUUUGUGUAAAAUUUUUUAAGUGUACUUUUCAUCUUUGGUGCUUUUUUGCCUUUCCCUGGAGCUCCAUGUGUUUGAAGAUGCUUUAAAACAUGAUUGAAACUUGUAUUUUCCUUGGUUUAAAAUGUAUAGAUAAAUGCAUCUAUGUACAUGCAUAAACUGUGACCAUAAUUUUUUGUACCUGCAUUAAACUCACUUUUGUUCAAAGAUGCUUUCCUUGGACACCACCAUUUGUUUAUACCACGUGUUCUGUAUACGUAUGCUGGAGAACUGAAAGGAAGGAAAAAAAAAAAAAAGAAUUCUCGUGUAGGUGAACACUAGUUAUCACCUAAAGGACACCAGAAAUAUUCUCAAUUGACUUGAAGUAGGAGGUGGGUGAUGACAUGUUUAUUUUAAGUAAUGAGUUAAGUCAGAAUGAACUUGAGUAACUAAGUUUCAGAGACUUUAGUUGUUUUUAUUUUUUAACAUUGUUCUCUGAUAGCUGUUGCUAUGCUCAGUUAGCUGCAGUAUUAAGCGGCUUGUGUUAGGAGGAAAAGGAUGCUUCUGGUAUGUGUGGGAUAAUUCUACAUGCUUUUUUAGGAUUCUCUCGUAUGUAGGAUAUUAUCCUAUACUGAGUCUGCAACUUUUAGGGCUGGAGAAGGUUCCAAAUCUAGAAUGGAAAGUGGUUUUUUUUUUCCACAGGCAUUACAGAUUGCAUGGUGCAAUUGGAAAGACUUCAUCAGGAUAUAUAGCUUUGAUUCAAUGAAUGCUGAAAUGCAUGUGUACUGCAAGCAUGCAAAUUUGGUAAAGUUGCCUAAAGUAAUACAUGAACUUUGGAGCUUUGUUGGAUCAAAGUUUGUGCAUUUCAUGCUGAUAAUCAUAUUUUAAUCAUGUUGCCUCCAGGUGGGAUAUAACUUGCAUUUAGACUUUGCUUUUAAGAUUGUCUACUCUAACCUGAUCAUGGUUCACUGUAAAGGUCAUGUAAGUUAAAAUAUUCAAAGAGCUGCCGCUUGGUGGGCACCUUUUAAUGGAGAGGGGAAAAGAAAAUCAAAAGUAGGUGGAAAAUGGUCUUAUCUGUGGGGAAAGGUCACUGGUACUUUGGUUUUUUUAGCCAUACUCAUUAAAACAUAAAUUGUAUAGUUUGGAUAAUUUAUAACAUUAAACUUUGUGAUUUUAAUAUCACAUUGAAGGUUCAGCUGUACUCAUUUCUUUUGUUGUUUAACACCAGUGGUAUGGAUGAAAGACUCAACAGGGUGGUAGUGUUAUUUUUUCUUAAUUUAUUUGGUACUGUAUAACACCUUUCUGAUUAAAUGCAGUGUAUGCAUUUUGGGACUCUGUUAA